Messenger RNA from Fundulus heteroclitus (mummichog), 3186 nucleotides. RefSeq names its product dolichol kinase (gene dolk). Gene Ontology annotation, molecular function: dolichol kinase activity. The record is from RefSeq and is a predicted model, not a curated record. Gene Ontology annotation, cellular component: endoplasmic reticulum membrane. Lineage: Eukaryota; Metazoa; Chordata; Actinopteri; Cyprinodontiformes; Fundulidae. Gene Ontology annotation, biological process: dolichyl monophosphate biosynthetic process.
UGGGCGCUGGGAUGGGACCACGUGACCUGGCUGUCAAACAUGGCCCCUUCCUGCGAGCUGCUAUAGGAGCGACAGCUGACAAAGCGAAGGGAGCUGCACAGAAAGGACGGCACCUCUUCCCGUCAUAUCGCACGCUCGUCCAGAUUUAGCCGCAUGUGAUGUGAAUGCAAAACACACCUGCCACGUGAUGAAGACUGACCUGAAAAGGAAGUGACAAGGUUACCCUGAACCGCUUCAGAUUAUCCGUUCACAUCGGGUUCCCCACUCGCUGGAAGCAUGCAGGUAAACCCGGCUCUCCUGGAGUCCGCCGUCGUCCUGGCUGUGGUCCUCUGUGUCCACAUGGCGAUCUGGAACCAGCACUCCUGGUGCGGCGUGGCUCUCUUCAUCCAGGCGUUCUACGUCCAACACAAAUGGGACCGCCUGUUAAAGUCGGGAGCUGCCGUGUUCCAGUUUCGCCCGUCGGCCAACAGCGGCAUCGUCCCGGCCUCCAUGGUGAUGCCCCUGUUGGGCCUGGUGCUGAGGGAGAAGUGCUCCGCCUCGGGGAACGUCUACUUCGAGCGCUUCUCCAUGGUGGUCACCAUCACGGGCAUGAUGCUGGCGCUCUUCCUCUCCCUGAUCGCCCUGGGCAUCACGAGACCCGUCCCGACCAACACCUGCGUGGUCGCCGGCCUGGCCGGCGGCGCCAUCCUCUACACCACCAAGCAGACGCUGACCGUGUCGGAGGUGAUCGAGGUGCUGGAGGUGUUGCUGAUCUUCGUCUAUCUCUGCUUGAUCGUGCUCUACCUGCUGCCCCGCUGCUUCACGCCCGGGGAGGCCCUCCUCAUCGUCGGCGGCAUCAGCUUCAUCGUGAACCAGCUGAUCAAGCGCUCGCUGAACCUGGCCGAGGUCAAGGGCGACCCGGUCAACUACUUCCUGCCGGUGGUGGUGGUGGGCUCGCUGCUGCUGGGCGUCUUCUUCGCCCUGCUCUUCUGCUUCAUGGAGUCCGAGACGUGGGUGUCCUCCCUGUUCUUUCACAUGAUGACGGCCGUCCUGGUGCUGGGCAUCCUGAUGCCGUGGCUGUCCCUCUUCAUCGGCCGGCACCCCAUCAUGUGGCUCCUGGACUUCCUCACCCUGAGCGACAGGAGACUCUGCCUGCUGGGCUACUGGCUGUUCCUGGCCGCCGUGGCCACGUGCGUCGUGCUGCACCAGAACUACCAGCGCCAGUCGGGCUCCAAGAAGCACCAGGCCUCCACGGUGGUCAGGAAGUACUUCCACCUGAUCGUGGUGGCCACCUACGUCCCGGGGCUGAUUUACGACAGACAGCUGCUCCACGUGGCGUCUGUGGGAUGCUUGGCGGCCUUCCUGCUCCUGGAGUACAUCCGCUACUUCCGGAUCCUGCCGUUCGGCCAGCUGCUCAGGCGGCUCCUCACCUUGUUCCUGGACGAGCGAGACUCCGGCCCCCUCAUCCUCACCCACGUCUACCUGCUGCUGGGCAUGUCUCUGCCCAUCUGGCUGUUCCCCGGACCCUGCGCCCCCAAGGGGGUCCUGAGCGGAGCGGGGGGGCUGGUGCCGUAUGCGGGCGUGCUGGCCGUGGGAGUCGGGGACACGGUGGCGUCGGUCUUUGGCAGCACCAUGGGGGAGAUCCGGUGGCCCGGCACCAAGAAGACCCUGGAGGGGACGGCGACGUCCGUGUUCGCCCAGAUCAUCGCCGUGGCGCUGUUCCUCAUCUUCGACGGCAGCAUCAACCUGAACUCCACCUACUCGUGGAUCGUGGGCUCGAUCACCCUGGUGGCGCUGCUGGAAGCCUACACCUCGCAAAUAGACAACCUGCUGCUCCCGCUCUACCUCCUCAUCCUGCUGCUGCUUUGAAUGAACAAGUUAGCCCCCCCCUCCCCACCCCCCAUCUGUCUGGACUCGCGGAACACCAAACGGUGAACAAAAUGUCUUAAACAGGAAGUAACAGGGGGGAUUGAGUGGAAAGGGGGACAAAAAGAUGGAGCGGCUCGACACAACAAUGAAAACAAUCUGCUACAAACUUGAAUUGGACAGAAUAUGAUGAUGAUGAUGAUGAUGAUGAUGAUGCGUCCAUAAAGUCUGUCACUGUACACCUCAAACCUGAAAGAGGGAGGUUGCAAUCAGAGGGUCUAGUGCAAGUUAUAAAAGCAACACGAGCUCAGUGGUGGCGUACGUUUCCGUCCUGAUUCUGAGGGACUCGGCCGCUAUAAAUUAUGCAAAUGGAGAUUGAGUUUAGCGCAGCGGGAAUGCAUUACUUUAGUCACACAUGGAACUCAGUGUUUCUUGAUUUUGAUCAUUUAUUUUUUUAGUUUUCUUGCAACCAAUAGAUGUCUGUGCAUUGCCUUGGAAGAACGUUAUUUAAUGUUUUCUCUUUUUCAUCAAUCUUCUCGUUCUUUGAUUGUCACUCUUGACCCCCCCCCCUCCCCCCUCCCCCCAUGAAAAUAUGAAAGACUCUGCGCUAAAAAUAUGCCUUAAGAAGUAUUUUUUUUUUCUCUCUUACAGCUGAUUGAUUUAUUGUAGAAGUUGUAGAUAAAAGCAUGGCAGUCCAAAUCAACUGUUUUUCUAUAAGGGCUGUCACUCCUUAUGGUUCUGCAUGACACUAAUGUGAACUCCUGUACUGUAACAUGUAUUUAUAUGCAGGUCUCUUGAGGUAUAUUUCGCUCUAAAUAUUUGCUUUGCUCAGUAUUUUUGUGGUUUAAUUGGACCAAUGCAGGUAAACCUGUAUGUACAUCUCCUUGUAAAACUGAGUUAUUAUUAUUAUUAUUAUUAUUAUUAUUAUUAUUAUUAUUAUUAUUAUUAUUACUACUAUGUAUGUUUUGGAACAAGCUAAUGAACAGAAGCCCUGAUAUUUUAUUUAAAAUAAUUUAAAAGUGCUUUAUAGAAGUGUUCUCAAAUGACAGAAUGUUGGGGUUCAUCAUUUAUACAUAAAGACGCUUCAAUUUUUUUUGUCUUUUUGAUUUCAGUCUUGAUUGUUCGUUUACAUGUAUAUUAAGUUGUGACGUGUUUAUUGGCUUAAUGCCAUGCUGAUAUCUAUGAUUUCUUUUUUUUAUUAAUGUACUAUUGCAUGAUGAGUGCAUCAUAGAAGAUAACUGUUAUGUCUCCUGUGUGAAAGACUGUACUACAAAAACACAAAAAUGAAUUCUCAUUUUUAAACAGAUUCUUAAUUAAAAAAAGGUUUACAUGUUCAAAAAA